Molecule: messenger RNA, 1786 nt
Organism: Trichobilharzia regenti
Lineage: Eukaryota; Metazoa; Platyhelminthes; Trematoda; Strigeidida; Schistosomatidae
Source: the annotation of a GenBank genome assembly
UGUUCUCCGAAAUUCGGAUUUCAAAAUUCUUAAAAAUGGAAGAAGUGUUUGCCUCUUGAACUCAUUUAACAUACUUUGUUAUAAUCCUUCAAGGAGGAAAGUGUUUAUUUUCAAUUAGUGCUCUGCACUGUAUAUGUUAUCGGUGACGUAAAAUGGAAAAUAGCAAGAAAACUGUCAUUCAAGGAUGUCUGGCUGUAUUUGGUGGAGUUCUGUUGCACCUUACAUUCGGUUAUUUCUAUACCAUUUCAAAUAUGAUCCCGUAUAUAAUGGAUUAUUUAAGAACGUAUGUGGAUCCUAGCAUAUCUGAUAAAGAUGCCAUAUGGCUAUCGGCUUUGGGAUUUUGCAUGCAAGGCCUUGCAAUGCCUGCUGGUGGUUUGGUGGCUAAAAAAUUGGGCUUUAGACUUGUUGUCGCCACAAGUUGUAUAUUUUUGAGUGGGAGUGUGUUUUCUACGUACUUCACAAUACAGAAGACAUUUGUUGGGGUGAUAAUAACCUAUUCUGUUUUAAUGGGCAUAGGAAUGGGUUUCGCUUACUCUGUUGUUUUGGCCGUAGCAACAACAUGGUUUCCAGAAAGGCGUGGAUUGAUUGUGGGACUUAUUGUUAGUGGAUUCGGCCUAGGUGCAUUGGUUUUUGCACCUAUUCAAACAGCUUUAAUCAAUCCUUCAAACAUAAAAGUGAACAAUGUUACACGACAUUUCACUGACAGAGAACUCCUCGAUCACUUACCAAGAGCACUUUUAAUUCUGGGAGGUAUAUUAUCAGGGAUUCAGAUUAUUGGUUUCAUACUUCUUCGUCCAAGGCCUUCUUCGAAACAAUCAAGUGUGAAUCAGAAAGCACAAAUCUCAAAUGAAGUAAACGUAUCACCAAAGCAAUUGUUUCGAUGCAUCGACUUCUAUCUACUUUGGCUUGUGAUGUUCUUCAAUAUUAUUCCAAUUACCACAAUCACAUCAACAUACAAACAAUUCGGUCAGACAUAUAUUUCGGACGACAGAUUUCUAUCGGCCAUAGUAACUGUUUCAUCACUAUUCAACUGUGGUGGUCGCAUUUUGUGGGGCUCUGUUGCUGACCGACUUUCAUUUAAGGUUCCAUUGUGUGUAAAGCUCGCCGUUUGGUGUAUUGUCCUGAUAACUUUUCCACACCUUGCUUUACUGUCAGAAACUGGUAUGAAAAUAUGUUUCCCGAUUUGGGUAUUUGCUCUAUUCACAUUGUUUUGUGGAACACUGGUGCUUAUACCAAAUGCAACUGGUACAGUAUUCGGACCAGUCAAUUUAGCAGUGAAUUACGGUUUGAUCUUUAUUGCUUUUUCGUUUGGAAGUUUCACUUGUGCACUUUUUACAACCUUCGUAACUCCGGAAGGAGCCUACAUAUUCCAAUACACAAGCUGUGGGAUUGUGUGCCUUGUGUCACUUUUCAUAACAUUGUGGAUCGAAGACAGAAAGACUCCAGAGAAGUGCAAACUGAGCGGAUGCUUGUUAGAUCAUGUGCAAAAUUACGAGUGAAACAACCUUACUACAGUCCACAUGAAUUAGAAGCUCUCAGAUCGUAAUGCAUAACUGAUUACCUUUAUUAUUACAGUUAUUAGCAUUAUAUAUAUAUAGACUUCGUCCUAGUUGUAUCUCUCUGCUCCACGCAAAAUAGAAAAGCACUGUCAUAAUUGCCAUUAGUGCAGUUAAAUUUUUAAAAAUAAUUUUAUCCGAUAAAAAAAAUUGCUUCGUCUUUUUAACUGCUUUCUGUUUAAUUAUAUUUUCUGCAAACACUUAUAAUAAUAAAAUUUCACUGAAACAUA